Messenger RNA from Xenia sp. Carnegie-2017, 1980 nucleotides. RefSeq names its product tolloid-like protein 2. The record is from RefSeq and is a predicted model, not a curated record. Lineage: Eukaryota; Metazoa; Cnidaria; Anthozoa; Malacalcyonacea; Xeniidae. Gene Ontology annotation, molecular function: protein binding.
GCAGCUGAAUGGAGCAAAAACGAACUGUGAGCAUAAUAUAUGAUGGUUUGCAAAUUCCUACCUCCAAUUCAAAGGUGAUGAAACACAAAAAAAGUUUAAUGUGCGAAGAACUAUACGACAACUUAUGUCGCCAAAGAUUUUUGGAGUUUGAAAACUGAAAACUUGUAAAUUGGCUAUGACUUUCGUUGGGAAAUUGGCUUGUAAAUCAAAACUCAUCACACUGCACUUGCUGCUAUCGUGGGCCGUAUUAUUUUCCUUUUACAUUAAACAGGUUUCACCUUGUGAAAAAUUAAAGAGACUCUCCGCAACAUUUGGUAAUUUAUUGGCGAAUGGCCACCAGGAAGAUGAAUGUGUCUGGGAAAUUCAAGUUCCGACUGAUUACCGUGUUGUGGUUUCGAUCAGUGAAUUUCAUUUUAAAUCAUCUUGUUGCUCUUGUACAGAGGAUUAUGUUGAAUUUUCUGAUGGUUUUCACCCGAAUUCCUCCUCGAUUGGUAGAUUUUGUGCUCAUAACAUGCCUUUGAAAGUUUAUUCGUCACAGAACGCUUUAAGAGUGCAACUCUUUUCAUCGAGAAAAAUCAAUUCGAGUUACCGAAAUAUAUUUAAAGCAUCUUACAAAAUAAUAAAAGGAAAGUUUGUUGCAACAGAAAUGGAGGCUGUAACUCGACUUAACAUUUCUGUUCCAGUUAGUAGCAAGCAUUAUGUCCUUACUGUGGUUGCUCCUGAUGGUUGGUUGAAGGUGACUGUCAACGGAUUCAUAAAUAAUGAGUUUGAGCAAUGUGCCAGUGAUUACCUUUUGUUUAAAGAGAUGGGUUUGAUUGAAUUUAGGGUUGCUAUUCCACACAAUGGUAAACUUUGUGGUUAUAUGAAUGAUCUCUUGGUGUUUACUAAAGGCAGCAAUCUAACAAUAUUUCUUCAUCAGUCAAGUUUUACCAAUGCAAAGCUUACACUGACUUUGAAGGCAACUAAAAAAAACUUGGCACCUUGUGGUGGUACAUUUAGGAAUGCUGCUGGUUAUAUAUACUCUCACGGUUAUCCCAAAGUAUUUCUUGGCAGCUCAGACUGUGAUUGGUACAUAGAAGUACCUCAGCCACAGCAUUAUAUAGAGCUAUAUUUCCUGGAGUUUAAUUUCACAGGUAAUGUUGCAUGUCCUAACAACAUAGAAAUAAUAGAUGGAUGGUAUGAAUCCUCCGUCAAAAUAAAAAUGCAUUGUGGCAACUCUCUGAAAGGCAUCCUAUCAAAUCCAAAUCUAACAGAGUGCAUUAUUAGAGCAUUUACUGGAGGCAGUAGUGUGGGAACAUUUGUCUUAAAGUAUAACCAAGUAAAGGAGAGUGUCUGCUCAGACCAACAAUACAGUUGCUCUAGUCGUGAAUGUAUUGACAGAGAGUUGUUGUGUGAUGGUAUUCCCAACUGUUCAGACAGUAGUGAUGAAUUACGUUGUCCAAAAGAAAAACAGGCUAAAAAAUUGUACUUCAUCUUGAUGAUUAUUGUUUGUGUUGUUUUGGGAAUCAUAGUAAUUUCCUUAUGGAGGACUUGGCGUGUAUCUGUUCAUCGUCAUCUUCAUUCUCAUACAGUUGAAAAUGUUGAGAAUGAGGAUGAUUAUGCUCAGGAAACCCCAUGUCCAGAUGGGGCACCACCAACUUAUAACGAAGCUUUAGGUCAUAAUUCUAUAGUGAAUUCAAGUACAACCUCUCUGCCUAACUAUGAAGAGGCAAUCCUUCAUCGUGGGAAUGAAUAUGUGACAAUGGAAUGUGGCAACACUGUGAGGUAUACAGUUUGCACCAGCAGAUCAUCUAGAAACCCAUUUUCUUGAAAUGAACUGCCAAGGAUGCAUGUCUGUCAAAAUGGGACUGUACAGAGAGAACUUGCCAUAGUGCGCCAGUGUCGAUUUUUUGCUACUUGAAACCGAAAAUUUACAAUUCUCAACAGCAAUGUUCAAUUUGACUAUAGACAAGAAACGUGUCAUGUACAAUAGAUAGAAAA